Messenger RNA from Helobdella robusta, 1974 nucleotides. RefSeq lists its product as hypothetical. The transcript has 13 exons. Gene Ontology annotation, cellular component: endoplasmic reticulum membrane; endoplasmic reticulum. The record is from RefSeq and is a predicted model, not a curated record. Bases 58 to 1029 code for a protein of 323 amino acids. Gene Ontology annotation, biological process: SREBP signaling pathway. Gene Ontology annotation, molecular function: ubiquitin protein ligase binding; cholesterol binding. Lineage: Eukaryota; Metazoa; Annelida; Clitellata; Rhynchobdellida; Glossiphoniidae.
UGAUUUCCGAAUUUAUGCUUCAAAUAUUUCAAACUUAGAACCACAUUUUUCGUCAAAAUGCCGACUAAUUCGUCCGGAGUGGGGGCAUUCGGUUUCUUUGCCGUCCUCUUGUCGAUUCUGAUGACGUUUUCUUUGCAUAAAAUUGAAGAAGGUCAUGUUGGUGUGUAUUACAGAGGUGGGGCUCUACUAACCACCACAAGCAGUCCUGGGUACCACAUCAUGAUUCCUUUCAUAACUACUUUUCGUUCUGUUCAGACAACACUGCAGACAGAUGAAGUUAAGAAUGUGCCAUGUGGAACUAGUGGCGGAGUCAUGAUCUAUUUUGAUAGGAUUGAAGUUGUCAAUGUUCUUAGCCCAUCUGCAGUGUAUGACAUAGUGAAGAACUACACAGCCGAUUAUGACAAGACGUUGAUAUACAACAAGAUCCACCAUGAACUCAAUCAGUUUUGCAGUGUCCAUAACCUUCAGGAAGUUUACAUUAAUUUAUUUGACCAGAUUGAUGAAAAUUUGAAAUCAGCCCUACAACUUGAUCUCAAUCAGCUGGCCCCCGGCCUCUACGUUCAGGCUGUUCGCGUCACGAAACCUAAAAUCCCGGAACAAAUUAGGCAGAACUAUGAAGCAAUGGAGUCGGAGAAGACGAAGCUGCUGAUCUACGUUGAGAGGCAGAAGGUCGUGGAGAAGGAAGCUGAAACUGAGAGGAAGAGGGCCGUCAUCGAGGCAGAGAAAGUAGCGCAGGUGGCAAAGAUUCACUGGGAGCAGAAGAUCAUGGAGAAGGAAUCCGAGCAAAAGAUGGCCGAAAUUGAAGAUAUGACUCAUCUGGGUAGAGAGAAGGCAAAGGCAGAUGCUGAACAUUACAAAGCAUCCAGGCAGGCUGAAUCUUACAAGAUAAUGCUGACACCCGAGUACCUGGAGUUGAAGAAGUACGAAGCCCUGGCCUUAAAUAACAAAAUCUACUUCGGCAACAACAUACCGAACAUGUUUAUGGAAUUCCCAGCUUCCUUACCCCAGCCUAAAAAACAAGCUGCCUGAAUGAAUGAAUGAAGAUGAUGAUGAUGUUGAUGAUGAUGAUGUCUGUAGUGCUGAUGACAAUCUUUGUGGUGGUGAUGAUGAUGAUGAUAGUGGUGGUGGUGAUGAUGAUGAGAAGGAAGAAGAUGAAUAUUUUUUUAUUUCUUUCUAUUUAGAUGUUUUCAUUCUGUUCUAAUAUUUUAUAUUAUAGUUUGAUUAAUUAAUUAAACUAUCGAUUGAUUGAUUGAUUGAUUGAUUGAUUGAUUGAUUGAUUGAUUGAUAUAAACAUUAAAUUAAUCAUCAUUAAUAUACAUGUUAUUUUACAAAUUGUAUGGCUUAAAGUAAUUCAAUAUUCUGUUGUUAAGUUAUGUGUAAUAUAUACUUAUAUAUUAGUAUUUAUAUAGCACUUUAUAUAUUUGUUUAAAAUUUUAUUAUUAUAAUUUAUAAACUAUUCCCACUAUUGUUGUUAUCAUCUGAUUGUGAUUGUGGUUAAUAUUAUUGCAAUUUUAAAUAUUUAUUAUUAUUUUGUUGUUGUUGUUGUUGUUGUCAUUAAUGUCUUCCCUAUCUAAUAGCUUAACAUAAAUUUAAGUUCUUUUCGUUUGUUUAUUCGUGGUUGAUUUUGCUCAAUGAAUGACUACGAUGUAUCCAUGAUUAUUUUGUGUGUGUGUUUGUUUGUGUGCGUUUGUUUGUUUGUAUGUAUGUAUGUAUAUAGAUGUGUAUAUAUAUAUAUCUAUAUAUAUAUAUAUAAGUUUGUAUAUAUUUAAUAUGUAUGUGUGUAUACAUAUUUAUACAAAUUUCGAUUUUAAAAGAUUGAUUGGAUAUUUAUUGGAAAUAUCGCGGGUCAUUAUAUUAUAUUUAUUUAUUUUUAUUUAUUUGUGUCGGACUGGACAUUACUCGAAUAGUAAAUUCUCAUCUCACUCUUGGAUGAAGGAUGAUGAGAAUAACCGAGCAAUAGAUUUCUGUUAAAAC